GGAAAUGGCUCUCGUUAAAGUAGUCAAAAAUCGCGCUUACUUCAAACGCUUCCAAGUUAAAUUCAAGAGACGACGUCAGGGCAAAACUGAUUACUAUGCACGCAAACGUCUAACUGUCCAAGACAAGAAUAAGUACAACACGCCCAAGUAUCGACUUAUUGUGCGUUUUACAAACAAGCGAGUUACUGCACAGAUUGCUUAUUCUCGGAUCCAGGGCGACAUCAUCGUUAAUGCUGCUUAUUCUCAUGAGCUUCCACGUUACGGCAUCAAGCUUGGCCUUACCAAUUAUGCUGCUGCUUAUGCAACGGGACUAUUGUUAGCACGCCGUCAUUUGCAAAAACUGAAACUCGAUUCAGUUUAUAAGGGAAAGGAAGAGGUUGAUGGAGAAUAUUAUGAUGUUGAGGGUAGCAAUCCAAAUCCGUUUACUUGUGUUUUGGAUGUUGGUUUAGCAAGGACUACCACUGGGGCUAAGAUAUUUGCUGUGAUGAAAGGUUCUCGCUUCUUUGGUUUCGACAAUGAGUCAAAGCAGUAUAAUGCUGAGGCACACCGUGAUCGUAUUUUUGGGAAGCACGUGGCCGAUUACAUGAAAUAUUUGAAGGAGCAAGACGAAGAGGCGUAUAAACGCCAAUUCUCUAAAUUUCUUAAAGAAGGCAUAGAACCAGAUUCGAUUGAGGGUAUUUAUAAGAAAGCCCACGAGGCGAUUCGUGCUGAUCCUUCACAUACAAAGAAAGAACCAAAGAAGCCUGCAGAGAAGAAACGUUGGAAUGCUAAGAAGUUAACUUUGCGUGAGCGUAAACAUCGUGUCGCCAACAAAAAGGCAUAUUUGUUGCAUUUGAAGGAUUUACAAGGACAGCAAUUGGAAGCUUAA
This is a messenger RNA of Meloidogyne enterolobii, 868 nucleotides long. Lineage: Eukaryota; Metazoa; Nematoda; Chromadorea; Rhabditida; Meloidogynidae. The record is from the annotation of a GenBank genome assembly.